AAUCGAAAUACUCAUCAUCAUCACACAAAGGCCGCCGGCGAGUCCCCGCCUUUUCUCAUGCAAAUCUUGAUUUCAACCAAAGUGAGUUAAUUAAUCUAUUUUAUCUACAUAUAUAUUUUCACUUAAUUGUUAAUUAUUUAUUGUCUGUUAACUUUUUAUUUUGUGUACUUUAUUGGUAUUAUUAUUUGAUUACAGUAUAGAUACCCAGUUAUUAAUAAAUGAUAAAAUCAAAAGUUACUGCUGUAGUUUUGUAAUAAGACUCAAAGUUCAGCCCAUUGUAUAAAUUAGGUUCUGCUAAAAACUGCAUUUUUUGUAACUUAAGAAUAGAAUAGAAAUAUGCUGGUAGCAAAAGCCCUUUUUUCGGGUCCGUCGUCUAUCCCACAAAGCUCAAAACUUUUAAAACCUAGCAUCAAACCGUUACAAAACCCGUCAAGAUUCUCGUCGGUUUGUGUCAAGUCAUCGUCUCAAUCCGUUUUGACGGAAACUUUAUCGACCGCCCCUGCAAAAACCCGGGUCAAAAUCCUUUCUGAAGCCCUGCCAUUUAUCCAGAAGUUUAGAGGAAAGACUGUUGUGGUGAAAUAUGGCGGUGCAGCGAUGAAAUCUGAAGCGCUGCAGUCGUCAGUUAUUGCUGAUUUGGUGCUUCUUUCUUGCAUUGGUCUUAGAAUUGUGUUUGUUCAUGGGGGUGGGCCUGAAAUUAAUCAAUGGCUAAAUAGGUUAGGAAUUCAGCCUAAUUUUCUUAACGGGUUACGUGUAACGGAUGCUUCGACUAUGGAGAUUGUGUCGAUGGUUUUGGUUGGGAAGGUUAAUAAACAGUUGGUUAGUUUGAUUAAUAAAGCUGGUGGGACCGCAGUUGGGUUAUGUGGAACUGAUGGAAGGAUAUUUACGCCUAUUCCUUCUGCGAAUGCUGCUCAGUUAGGGUUUGUUGGAGAAAUUUCAAGCGUGGACACGUCGGUGUUAAGGCCGUUGAUUAAUGACAAUCUGAUCCCAGUGAUUGCUUCAGUGGCUGCAGAUGGGACGGGGCAGUCGUAUAAUAUAAAUGCUGAUACGGCUGCAGGGGAGCUGGCUGCGGCUUUAGGGGCGGAGAAGUUGCUUUUGUUGACGGAUGUGGCUGGGAUUCUUGAGAAUAAAGAGGAUCCCGAUAGUUUAGUGAAGGAGAUUGAUGUGAAAGGAAUUAAGAAAAUGAUGGAGGAUGGGAAGAUUGCUGGUGGGAUGAUUCCAAAGGUGAAUUGUUGUGUGAAAUCAUUGGCUCAAGGGGUUAAGACUGCGAGUAUUAUUGAUGGACGAUUGGAACACUCUUUGCUUUUGGAGAUUCUUACCGAUGAAGGGGCUGGAACGAUGAUUACCGGGUAAGAUUUUGUUUUUUGGUUUUGUUAAUGUUUACCACAGCUCUCUCUUGUUUGAAGUUGGAAGUUAUGGUUAUUUCAAGUUUUGUUUAGAUUUCUGUUCUGACAUGGUCAACGUAUCGUGUAAGCUGUUUAAUGUCCUGAAUUUUGGAUUUCUGGUAGAGAGAUUGUAAUUUAUAGAAUUACCAUUGAUGUAGCUUUGACCUCUGUUGACAGUGAAUUAUUCAAAUCAAUAAUGUUUUAA
Erigeron canadensis is the source of this 1587-nucleotide messenger RNA. Its product is annotated as acetylglutamate kinase, chloroplastic-like. Gene Ontology annotation, cellular component: chloroplast thylakoid; cytoplasm. Gene Ontology annotation, molecular function: arginine binding; ATP binding; acetylglutamate kinase activity. Bases 337 to 1350 code for a protein of 337 amino acids. Gene Ontology annotation, biological process: L-arginine biosynthetic process. The transcript has a single exon. Lineage: Eukaryota; Viridiplantae; Streptophyta; Magnoliopsida; Asterales; Asteraceae. The record is from RefSeq and is a predicted model, not a curated record.